CGGAGUCAACACAGUCUCCUCCCUGGCCCAAGCGAAAACUAAGCCGGCCUGACGCGUGCGAGGCCGAGUGCUGUCGCGGAAGACCCCGCGGUUUUCUGGCCGGCGCCAGCGCAUCUGGGGACAGAGCAGGGCGGGAGACUCCGGCAGCGUCGCGGAGAGGCCUAUUCGGGAGUGGGGAGUGAUCCGCCUUCCCUGGAGGCCUGCUCUCGAGGAACUUGCAGUCUGAAAAGAUAAAUUGCAUGAGCACAGUCCUUGACAGUGCCUUUUCAUCGUGUACCCCCUGCGGUCUUUACAAUACUCAGAGCAGGGAUGGUUUUCCACUUUCUGCACCUGGGGCAAGGAGGGAGGUUGUGAUUUAAUUUACCUCGGAGCCAGAGUCAGCUGGAGGAGAGUUUGCUCUAAGAAGUAGGACUUAAGGUGCGUCUUACAGAGUAAAUAGCCCAGAUGCCCGUCCAGCCUCCAAACAAAGACACAGAAGAGAUGGAAGUGGAGGGUGACUCAGCCACCGAGAUGAAUGGGGACGAGGAAGAGAGCGAAGAGGAACGGAGCGGCAGCCAGACCGAGUCAGAAGAGGAGAGUUCAGAGAUGGACGACGAGGACUAUGAGCGGCGCCGCAGCGAGUGUGUCAAUGAGAUGCUGGAUCUGGAGAAGCAGUUCUCAGAGCUGAAGGAGAAGUUGUUCAGGGAACGACUGAGUCAGCUGCGGUUACGGCUGGAGGAAGUAGGGGCUGAAAGAGCUCCUGAAUACACUGAACCUCUUGGGGGGCUGCAGCGGAGCCUCAAGAUUCGUAUUCAGGUGGCAGGGAUCUACAAGGGCUUCUGUCUGGAUGUAAUCAGGAAUAAGUAUGAGUGUGAGCUGCAGGGAGCCAAACAGCACUUGGAGAGCGAGAAGCUGCUGCUGUAUGACACACUGCAGGGGGAGCUGCAGGAGCGGAUCCAGAGAUUGGAGGAGGACCGCCAGAGCCUGGACAUUAGCUCUGAGUGGUGGGAUGACAAACUGCACUCCAGAGGAAGCUCAAAGACCUGGGACUCCUUGCCACCCAGCAAGAGGAAGAAGGCACCUCUCGUUUCUGGCCCUUACAUCGUGUACAUGCUGCAGGAGAUCGAUAUCCUGGAGGACUGGACGGCUAUCAAAAAGGACCAUGACCCUGCUGUUCACCGUUGGGGUUUCUCGGAACAUGCUCCAGUCCUAGGAUUCACGUUCUGCUGCAGAAAGGGAGACCGACAGGGCCUUCAGGCUGCCCAGUGGCUCCCCGUGCUGCUGCUAGGUCUCCAGGCAGCUGUCACUGAGCUGGAUUCCUCUGCCCUCUGUGAGUCCUGCACAGCUGUGGCCCCAGAGCAGCCAUGGCCAGGCAAGACUGUCAUCUCCAGUCCUGGCCAGUCCCCCACCUCCACCUCUUGAAGAUCAGCCUCCUCGCUGUCCCCUGACAAGCUGGUUGCCAUCCUUGGCCAAAGUGAUGUCCUUUUUGCAGACUUUGGACCUUGGCUCUCUAGCUGCUGAGCCAGAGAGCUGAGCCCACUGUGGAGAGCUCUGAGCCAGAAAUCCUAACUGGGAGCUUGUUCAUCCUUCCUGGAGCUGGAGGUGAGAAGCCAGGCUCCCCAGGCUUUCUUAGGCCUAUGCCUGGUAUCUGCCUCCCAGGUUAUGAGAACUGGAAUUAAAACUUCCUCUCCUGGGACUCUGA
Molecule: messenger RNA, 1681 nt
Organism: Tupaia belangeri chinensis (Chinese tree shrew)
Lineage: Eukaryota; Metazoa; Chordata; Mammalia; Scandentia; Tupaiidae
Gene: BRMS1
Product: BRMS1 transcriptional repressor and anoikis regulator
Exons: 9
Coding region: 445-1401 (318 amino acids)
Source: RefSeq, a predicted model, not a curated record